AUGGAUGAAGAGUACGAGGUUAUUGUUCUCGGCACCGGUCUCAAGGAGUGUAUCCUUAGCGGUCUCCUUUCCGUCGAUGGUGUCAAGGUGCUUCACAUGGACAGGAAUGAUUACUAUGGUGGAGAAUCAACAUCGCUGAAUCUCAAUCAGCUUUGGAAGAAGUUCAAGGGAGAAGAGAAGGCUCCUGAGCAUUUAGGCGCUAGCAGGGACUACAAUGUUGACAUGAUGCCUAAGUUUAUGAUGGGAAAUGGCAAGCUUGUUCGUGUCCUUAUUCAUACAGAUGUGACUAAGUAUCUGUCCUUCAAAGCCGUUGAUGGAAGCUAUGUUUUCGUUAAAGGCAAGGUUCAAAAGGUGCCAGUUACUCCAAUGGAGGCCCUGAAGUCUCCUCUCAUGGGCAUAUUUGAGAAACGUCGAGCUGGAAAGUUUUUCAGCUAUGUUCAGGAUUACGACGAGAAGGACCCGAAAACACAUAACGGAAUGGAUUUGACCAAACUUACGACUAAGGAACUGAUUGCGAAAUUUGGUCUUGAUGACAACACUAUUGACUUUAUUGGUCACGCAGUGGCACUUCACACAAAUGACCAACAUCUUAACCAACCCGCCUUGGAUACUGUUAUGAGGAUGAAGCUCUAUGCGGAAUCUCUUGCACGUUUCCAAGGAAGCUCUCCCUACAUUUAUCCUCUCUACGGGUUGGGAGAACUACCCCAGGCAUUUGCACGUCUCAGUGCUGUCUAUGGUGGCACAUAUAUGCUGAACAAACCUGAGUGCAAGGUAGAGUUUGACGAGGAAGGUAAGGUUAUUGGUGUAACAUCUGAGGGAGAGACUGCCAAAUGCAAGAAGAUUGUGUGUGACCCUUCCUACCUCCCAGGCAAGGUUAGGAAGAUUGGCACGGUUGCUCGGGCCAUUGCCAUUAUGAGCCACCCAAUUCCAAACACCAAUGACUCUCACUCAGUUCAGGUCAUCAUACCUCAGAAGCAAUUGGCUCGCAAAUCAGACAUGUAUGUGUUCUGCUGCUCGUACUCCCACAACGUUGCUCCCAAGGGAAAAUUCAUUGCAUUUGUGUCUACGGAUGCAGAGACUGAUAACCCUCAGACCGAAUUGAAGGCAGGAAUUGAUCUUUUGGGUGCUGUUGAUGAAAUAUUCUUCGACAUGUAUGACAGAUAUGAGCCUGUCAACGAGCCUGCUUUGGACAACUGCUUUAUAUCAACGAGCUAUGAUGCUACAACACACUUCGAGACAACCGUUGCCGACGUGUUGAACAUGUACACCCUUAUCACCGGAAAGGAACUGGACUUAAGUGUUGAUCUGAGUGCUGCAAGUGCUGCGGAGGAAUGA
Microthlaspi erraticum is the source of this 1335-nucleotide messenger RNA. The record is from the annotation of a GenBank genome assembly. NCBI's taxonomy places the organism in Eukaryota, Viridiplantae, Streptophyta, Magnoliopsida, Brassicales, Brassicaceae.